GGUUUCCGGAAGUGGUGAGUCAGUGAUUGUUUUUCUUGUUUGAAUCUUAAUGUUUACUUGAUUUCGGCAAAAUGUAACAAAUUUAGACCAAACUUAGAGCCUUUAUGGAGUCGAGACCAUCGUUUAGUUCUUAAAGGCGAGACACAUACAGACAUAUUACACUUAAUCGAUAUACUUUCGAACCUUAACUUUCGAAUUAAAACCGGAAGUCACGCAGCUCAGCCUCGCUCUGCACUAAUGACUCUGCACGUGAGUUGCUUGUCCUUCCGGCAGCCUUUCGCGGGUUUUCUUCUCGAUGGGGUGAAGACGGUGGAAAGCCGUUGGAGGCCGCUGCUCGCUCCACUGCAGGGCCGCACCAUGGCGGUCCACAUCGCCUGGCGGGACUGGGACGGGGAUGAGUGGCGGGAUGUUCUGCGUGGUCGGCUGGGGAUGACCCACGAUGAUAUUCAGACUUUGAUGGAGUCCAUCGAAAGGUUUGGGCGGGGAGUGGUGGCAGGAUUGGUGGAUGUGGGCAGGACCUGGCAGUGCCCCGGCUCCCUGCAGGGGGAGGAGCUACAACAGCUGGAGCAGGCAGCCGUUCUGAUUGGACUACAGGGGAAACACCUGACUCACCUGACCAACCCUCGAUGGCUGAAGGCACCGCUGAUUGCCCAAGGAAGUCGGGACCUCUGGACAGUGGCCAUUCCGGCACACUUGUUGCCAUGACGACAGUGUAAGCUGGAAACUGAGCAACAUUUAGCAUCCAACCUUGUUAGCUGACGAGUUAGCUUAUUGAAAACCACCAGAGUAAACCAACUCUUUUCUGUCCCCCCCCCCC
Doryrhamphus excisus (bluestripe pipefish) is the source of this 817-nucleotide messenger RNA. RefSeq names its product protein EOLA1. Lineage: Eukaryota; Metazoa; Chordata; Actinopteri; Syngnathiformes; Syngnathidae. The record is from RefSeq and is a predicted model, not a curated record.